AUGGAAACAGCAUCGUUCCAUUCAGCAAUGUCGAAAACUAUUCCGUUAGAGAAAUGCUUGUUAUCUGUACGUCCUUUGACCGAUGCCUAUGGCGAAUAUCUUAAUCACUUCAAUGUCGCCAGUAGAGCAAAAUGCGAAGCACCUCAGUUCGGAGCACCUGGAGAGAUCGCUCAGCACAAGAAGGCAUAUCCUCAGUUCAUCUUCACUCUGUUAGCUGCUACUGCAGUUAAGGGUUCCCAAAAAGCUCAACCGAUAAUGGAGCCUCUUUCGGGCGAGGCAGUAUUUGAACCUCAAGCCAUGGAUGUUCAACCAAAAACGCAAGACCGAAAAUUUGUUAUUAAUGGCUCAGUUGGAAGCACAAUGGAGAUCUUCUUCACUCCACUUGCUAUUGAAGCACUAGAUCGCUUGCUUGCCGAUGUAUCUAGAUGUGUUGCGUUAAUUCAUCCUUCGAUGCUGGUACAGACGUGUUACCGAGAAUGUGUCAAUAAGCAGCACCGCCAACCUUUGACUGAAUCACUUUUCACGACAAGUAUGUUGAAUACGGAAGUCUAUUCGAAUCUUUCUUUUGACAUGAACACCGAAAAGAGCUGGCUAGAGCUGGCAGCUGGGAAAAGGGUCUUGUAUCAAUAG
Ostertagia ostertagi is the source of this 630-nucleotide messenger RNA. NCBI's taxonomy places the organism in Eukaryota, Metazoa, Nematoda, Chromadorea, Rhabditida, Trichostrongylidae. The record is from the annotation of a GenBank genome assembly.